CGCACACACCGGCUGGAGGAAACACGUUCAGCUCUCGCGCACUCUUUUCAGAUUGAACGUGCAGGUGUACGUCAUUCAGGUGCACGAGCCGCAGUCACACCUCCCGCCAUUACGACAAACAUCAGUCCUGUAAGCAGCCCUCUGCAGCUAUGAGCACAUUUGUGAGGCACAGUCAAGCCAGGCAGCUUCUGCACAACAAGUUUGUGGUGGUCCUUGGUGGCUCAGUGCAGCGCUCCAUGUACAAAGACCUGGUUCUGCUGCUUCAGAGGGAUCAGUACUUGACUCUGCCUCAACUCAAGUCCAAAGGGGAGUUUUCCUUCGAGCACGACAGCCUGGUGGAGGGAGGUCGUUUAGGUCCCAUGACUAACGGCAUAGAGUACAGAGAGGUCCGACAGUUCCGCUCCAACCACCAUCUGCUGCGAUUCUACUUCCUGACCCGGAUCUACUCCCCAUAUGUGGAGAGCAUCCUGGAGGACUUCAGGCGGGGACUUAAACCUGACGUCAUUAUCAUCAGCUCCUGUGUCUGGGACAUCACCAGGUACGGCCUGGGGUGUCUUGAACAGUACAAAGAGAACCUCCACAAGUUCUUUGGCCAAAUCAGAACCAUUGUUUGCCAUGACUGUCUCAUCCUGUGGAGUCUGGCCAUGCCGCUUGGCAAGAAGAUCAAGGGUGGAUUCUUGGUGCCUGAAGUGAGCCACUUGAGCCCCACGCUGUGUCAUGACAUCAUUGAAGCCAACUUCUACAGCAGCCGGCUGGCGGAGGCCUACGGACUGGAUGUCCUGGACCUGCACUUCCACUUCCGCCUCAGCUUGCAGCACCGCAUGCCAGAUGGCGUCCACUGGGACGCCCUGGCUCAUCGGCGCAUCAGCAGCCUGCUGCUGCAGCACACUGCUGAUGCCUGGGGAGUAGACCUGCAUGACCCCCUCCCCUCUCCACGACAAGUGCAUCAAGAUCACAUAGGAGAGUUUGGACACCACACUAUCAGACCUAAGUGGCCCCAUCCAAGACCCCUGAUGGACUUAGUACCACUCCAGAGACGUGGCCAGGUCCAAUACCAGCAGAGACUCUUCAGACCAGACAGAUUUCAGCUAAUUCCACCGAACUCAGAAGACAGAGUGGUGAACAUCAGACCCCUGCUGCUCCCAACACAGCUCGCCAAUCAACCUGCACACACUGCUGGUCACCACUAUGAAGGUGGAGGCUUCAGUUUCCAUCCUCAUUUCCAAGCUGAUGAUAGCUGGAUGAGGAGGACGCGACACUUCAGGAGUCACCCAUACCCCCCCCAACAUCCCUGGAUGACACCCAGACACUCUGCUUAUGGAAGGGCCCGCUGGGAGCCGUCAGCCAGGUCGACCAACACCUGGACGGUCUGGGCCAGCCGACACAGCCCCUCGUCCUCCGUGAUGAGUUGGGGGGAACACAAUGAAUCCUGGGAAGGGCAGAAGAAAGGAGUGAGCAGAAGAAGAUGGGCCCCGUGGAUCAGGGACCCCAGGAGGAACUCGCUCACCCACGAAAACUGACAUUUCCCAGUACGUCUGAGGAAAGAUUAAUCUACAUCUUAUCUCCAUAAUCAGCUGCUCACUCGACUUGAUUACCUGCUGAAUUUUAGAGUCUGACUAUAUAUACGUGAAAUGUAGACAGUCCACAGCUUGAUAAUACACACUCACAGCUCCAGUGGUGUGUGUGUGAGAGAGAGAGCAGCAGGCAGGCUAAGGUGAUGCAGAGAGGGGAGAAUCAGAAAGGCGACAGCACUGUUUAUUGAGUCUCCUCUGUGUGAGCGGUGCAGUACAAACCCACAGGCUGAUUCCUGCCUUUUUCUCUCUGACCUUGGCACAACGCAACUCAUCUGCUCCAACUCAGGCAAGCAGGAAUUUAUGACGGUAAACCUGCUGUUUGGAGAGCACACAGGAGCUUUUGUAGAGGUUAAAGCACAGGGCACAUUGGAUUCACGUCGGGGUAUCUGCACGGCCGCUCACAGUUUUACUACGUUACAUCACUUCUGUUCAGCAUCAUGAAAGAAACCAAUUGAAAAUAAACAUGAAGGAUCCGAGCUGGUACAAUAAGUGCAGAGUUUUCUGUCUUCCUUUUAAAACUCCACCAGCUGUUUCUGAGAUAUUUUUCGAUAUUUUUCUCAUCAACAAAUCCCAUGAAAAGAUCCAAACCAACACUGUGUUAGUCCUUCCCUUCAUACUUCAAAGGUUCCUCAGCCUGUCUCUGGUUUUGAACGCCCAAGCUGAGACCCAUUUGGGGACUGUGGGGGAAGUUAACCAGUCAUACGUUUGCCAAACCGACCACUCACCUCGUCCUUGCAGCCUUCUCUCUUGUAAAUCUAAAGCAUACUGCUCCUCACACCCACUCCAAACUGUGAUCUCACCGACUGUUGAGUCAGCGUGCAAACCACAGAAUUUUCUGUCCAGGUGCUGAGUUAAAAGAAGAAGACACGACUUGAGUUUGUGCCUGCCAAGGACAAGUUUUUUGAAACACUUUUAACUUGACGAAGUUCUAUUCUCCGUACAGUUUAUUUAUUUUUUUUAAAGAUUUUUUGGCCUUUUUAAGCUUUUAUUGGACAGAGACAGCUGAAGAGUGACAGCACUGUGGGGAGAGAGAGAUGGGGAAUGACAUGCAGCAAAGAGCCACAGGUCGGAUUCAAACCCUGGGCCUCUGAGGCACCUGAACUUUGUCAGGUCCAUUGAAGACCUUUUAAAUUUUUAUGUACACGUCACAGUCCAAACAUGUUUAAUAAUGUCAUGGACUUGACAUUUUGAAGUGGGAGUUUAAAUUUUUUUCCUUGAUGUCUACAGAGGGCAUACAUAAGACAGUGGUCCUUCUAGCUCACCUGGUAGAGCGUGUGCUUCAUGCACUAAUGCUGAAUUGUUACUGCAGCGACGCAGGUUUGAUUCCAACCCACUGCUGCAUGUCUCUUUUUUCUC
Larimichthys crocea (large yellow croaker) is the source of this 2930-nucleotide messenger RNA. Its product is annotated as PC-esterase domain-containing protein 1A. Lineage: Eukaryota; Metazoa; Chordata; Actinopteri; Sciaenidae. The transcript has 12 exons. Bases 150 to 1520 code for a protein of 456 amino acids. The record is from RefSeq and is a predicted model, not a curated record.